CAACGUUACGUCUUUCUGUCAGUAUUAGUACAAUCAUAGCUCCGAUGACUCGACAUGACCCAUCUGUACAUUGAGCUCCAAGCUCUGCAUGGUAGAUCUCGUGUAAUAAUGCUGCGGCGGGAACGGCAGGUCCGAGCGGCCGUCUACGUCACACCCGAACCUCACUCCACUGGAGCUGCAGGAGCACCCUCUAACAUCACUUUCCGAGUUAUCACUUACAACAACUACAGCAACCAUGUUCAAGCGACUAUUUGGAGAGCACGGCGCAAAGAACGUCGUGACCCUCUUCCACGCGCCCUCGAACCAAGCUUCUACCCGCGUCCUCACCCUCCUCAAGCAAGCCAAUGCACAAUCUGUAGCACAUGCGACUGAAGACCAGGCCAGCUCUCACAAAGCGCAGGACAAGGCCGAGCGCACCGAGUUCGAGCUCGAUGUCACAGAAGCCCCACCGACAACGGACCAGCUCAAGAACAUCUUGGACUACUUGGGCGGAUCAGGAGCGGCAGGCAAGGUGAUCAGUGGCGCGGAGAAUGAGACUGAUGCUAUGAGGAGACUAAAGGCAGAUGGAGGAGCAUUUCAGAGACCGCUGGUUGUGGACUGGAACCAAGGAAAAGCUGUCGCUGGAGAUAACGAGAGCGAGAUCAUGAAGUUGAUACGCUCGGUACCAAAGGAGACGGACAAAGUGUAGAGGGCGGAGCGACAUGACCUGUACUAUACCCACUCCACUCAGCUCGUGAUUGCAGGAUUCAAUUGCUAGACAGGACUGAUUAACCUUUGAGAUGAAUGGCGGGCCCAGUGCGUCCUAAAUUCUACCGCUAGUAGCCCGGGUAGAGACAUGGUGCUAGGCAACGGGUGGCUGCAUCACCAGUAGGACACUGAUCCAGUACAUGUAUAUGUAAAACAUGUCUCACAAAAGCUUUUUCUCAAAUCGUUAUAAAGUGUGAGUACUGUUCUAUCUCUUCUCAUGUCUUCGUGUCUCGACAUUUCCAGUAUUCUUGGUGACUGAUCUCUCUUCCCCUCAUUUCCUCCCCAGCGAUUCCGUAUGCUUGCAUCUCGUCCC
Messenger RNA from Alternaria alternata, 1060 nucleotides. RefSeq lists its product as hypothetical. Gene Ontology annotation, molecular function: oxidoreductase activity. Gene Ontology annotation, cellular component: mitochondrion. Bases 236 to 688 code for a protein of 150 amino acids. The record is from RefSeq and is a predicted model, not a curated record. NCBI's taxonomy places the organism in Eukaryota, Fungi, Ascomycota, Dothideomycetes, Pleosporales, Pleosporaceae. The transcript has 3 exons.